AUGUUGGUACUAGGUCACCGAAGAGGAGAGGCCAGGGUUCAAUUCCUCGUUGCGGUACCUAAGGAAGCCAUGAAGAAGUUCAUUGAAGCAGCCAGGGAUGAUGCCGCUAACAUUCAGGAAGAAGUUUUGUUGAAUAAACGCGGAAGAUUCUACUGGCUGGAGAUGUGCUCCAGAAUUUUCCUGUGCAGUCCCUGUGAUCAGACUAAUACUUUAGGUGAAGCCCUGGCUAUGCGGGAUCUCAAAGACUAUCUGGAGGCGGCAGAUCCUGAUGGCGAUUUCCCCCGUGUUUUGGAUCAGAUUUGCCGUGACAGCGUCGGUCGGUCGGUGUCGGAGUUGGGAAAAGCACUGCCUAUUGUGCGUGCCUGGGAACAUGUGGCAUUGGAGCAUAAAGAGGCACUAGAGGUCAUAGACUGCAGGCGUUUGACACCUGUGGAGCUGGCGGACGCCCGCGGUAGUCUACCAAAAGAGUGGCUGCCGCUGCUCGUAGAACGAACCAAGAAGCGACUUUGUCUGCUUGUUGCUGCUUUUUCUACAGGUGCCGUUGUGGCUAGUGGGAUCGCGCAGGGGUGA
This is a messenger RNA of Gregarina niphandrodes, 570 nucleotides long. RefSeq lists its product as hypothetical. NCBI's taxonomy places the organism in Eukaryota, Apicomplexa, Conoidasida, Eugregarinorida, Gregarinidae. The record is from RefSeq and is a predicted model, not a curated record. The coding region runs from base 1 to 570 and encodes 189 amino acids. The transcript has a single exon.